Messenger RNA from Gadus chalcogrammus (walleye pollock), 1264 nucleotides. RefSeq names its product P2X purinoceptor 7-like. NCBI's taxonomy places the organism in Eukaryota, Metazoa, Chordata, Actinopteri, Gadiformes, Gadidae. The transcript has 2 exons. The record is from RefSeq and is a predicted model, not a curated record. Bases 423 to 1034 code for a protein of 203 amino acids.
AAUAGCACCAAACCUCCGCAGUAGCAUGACUAGGGUCCCUACACAAAACGAAGCAUAAACAACUUAGUUUACAAAGCCGGAGUUUAUUUAAAAAGACAAUUUAACAAGCAUUACCGGUAGGUCCGUGUUUCCAGGAAGUCCACACAAGUCGAUUACCGAAUGCGCCGGAGUUCAGUUCAGGGAGGAAAGUUUUGGAAUUUGUAAUUUAUAUAAUUUAUAUUUAUAAAUAAUAUAUAGCAAGUGUUGACACGUAAAUUAAAGGAUUUGCACAUGUAAGUUACAGUUAAAGAAAUAAUUGCUCGCUACAAUCAAGCAUGGCACGUUGUUGACGGAAGUGACUACAGGGAAGCGUUGGCGGCAUGGACAUAUAAAGGUUGGGGGCCAAGCAUAGUAGACCUCACAUUCAACAGAUAGGACCCGAGAUGGCUGAGUCUAACACGGAUUUCAAUCAAACCAACAUUUUAUUUGAUUUCGAUGGGAGCCCAUACCUAUAUGAGCCAGAAUACACGGAGGAAGAGCUGCAGGAACAGGAUGAAAGGAGUCGGAGAAUGGGAGAACAGCCAGCGGAGGAGGUCGAAGAAGACCACUCUCGGCGUGCGGGGAUUUUUUGGUGUGCCUGUGGGUACUGUGAGCCCAUGGGCACCGAAGCAGAAUGUUUUUGCUGUCAGGAGUGUGACCUUUUUCGCCGUGCCCUGGACGCAAUGCAUAUAGAAACACGCUGUGUGACUGCUAUGGAGGAUUUCCCAUCCCUCGUCAACCGCGCCGUACUUGAAACUUUUUUCCGUGUCCCGAAAAUAAAUUGGAAGAGGCGACCGAUUCCGGAGGGACCUGACGGACAGUUAUCGAACAAUCAAUGCAGACUAGUUGCCUAUCGCGUAGUCUUGGAGUGGGCCCUUAGGGGAGAGCGACUUGGCCGCAGGGAAAGGAGAGUGCUGCCCAGCUGUGUGUUGAAAGCCAUUAGGAAGAAGUACCCCUCCCUCAGUGGAGAGUACCAAGGUUUCAAGGAGGCAGAAGACAUUCACAGAAUAUUCUGAGCAUUUUGAUAAUGACAAUUAUGUGUGUUUGAUGUGUAUAAUGGACAUUUUUAUCACAGUCUAAUGCAGAUAUUUGUAUAAUACCUAUCAAUAAAAGCAAUUUGUAUUUCAAGAACUUGUUUAUUGUGUAAAUAAGGAAUAUAAAUCACAAUCUCAGAGGUGCUGGAAAGGUGAAUUAGCGAUUAGACUUCAUCACCGCACACUCAAAUCUGUACGUAAAACAUGUAAAU